Molecule: messenger RNA, 1405 nt
Organism: Aedes aegypti (yellow fever mosquito)
Lineage: Eukaryota; Metazoa; Arthropoda; Insecta; Diptera; Culicidae
Product: lipase 1
Exons: 2
Coding region: 93-1244 (383 amino acids)
Molecular function (GO): hydrolase activity, acting on ester bonds
Source: RefSeq, a predicted model, not a curated record
CAUGCUAUCGAAAGAUAAUAUCAAACAUUCACUUCUUCCGCUUUGCUGCAGUUUUCAGUGCAUUUCCAGCCAUUCGUAGUUCAGCUUUCAGAAUGAAAGUAUACAAUUUACGCUGCUGGCUUGUGUUGGCUCAUCUAAAAUUAAUUAGUAGCAUCAAUCCUGAUGCUCUGCUCAAAACUUCAAUCGCUCAGCAUGACUACCCGGUAGAGCUACACAAAGUCCCGACCGAAGACGGUUUCAUUCUAACCGCUACCCGUAUCCCCAAACCCGGCCAUACACCCCUGCUGAUCAUGCACGGCCUCUUCGGUUGCUCGGUAGACUACACUGCUCAAGGUCCCGGGAAGGCUUUGGCUCUGCUCGCACACGACGCCGGAUUUGACGUCUGGAUGGGAAACAACCGCGGAACAACCUACUCCAAGAAGCACGAACAUCUGGAUGAAAAAUCGCAAGCUUAUUGGCACUUCAGCUUCCACGAGCUGGGACUGUACGAUCUAUCAGCUCUCGUAGACUACGUUCUAAAGGUUACUAAUCAGAAGAAAUUGCACUACAUUGGUCACUCUCAAGGUUCGACCCAGUUCCUGGUUCUGACCACACUUCGUCCAGAGUACAACGACGUGUUCAUCAGCACUCACCUCUCAGCUCCCGUGGCGUACAUUCAUCACGCCACUAACCCAGCAGUCAUCCUUACCAAGCGUGCCGAUGAACUGGAGGCCGCUUCUCGUCUCACCGGAAUAUAUGAGCUCGGUGGUAGAGGAGCCGGCUCCUACGUAGACGCCAUCAUACGAGCUAAUCAGCUCGGGUUCAUCCCUCUGGACCUUAUCCUCCUCAACCUGUGGUACGUGAUGGGCUACCACGACUCCAUCAACCGCACCAUGCUGCCAGAUUUGUUGAAGUACAGCCCCGCUGGUGGUUCCAUCUACCAAGUGCUCCACUACAUCCAGCUGUUCAACGCGAGAAACUUCCAACAGUACGACUUUGGUUCGGAGGAGAACCUCAAACGCUACGGCACUGCUCAACCUCCAUCGUAUCCGCUACACAAGAUCACAGCCCCAACCUACAUCUACUAUGGUGAGUCCGACAACCUCAAUCAACCAGCGGAUUUGGACGCCUUGGCAGAACGACUCACGAAUCUACAGUUGAAGUUUAAAGUGCCGGUUCGGCGCUGGAAUCAUGUGGAUUUUCUGUACGGAAACGGUGCCCACCGACUGUAUCGCAUGAUUCUGGCCAAGAUGGUGGAUUCGUGAUUGGGGUUAUACAUAUCUCUGGGUGUGUGGGUGAAUUGGGUUUAAAUUACGGUUCACAAUAAAAUUGCACAAUAUGAAGUUCUAUCAGUUGAUUUUGUGUAUAUUUAACAAAUGGUUUGAAUGAAUCUGGCGUUUUUAAUAGCUGUUGGGCGUAUCACGUA